Messenger RNA from Copidosoma floridanum, 1645 nucleotides. RefSeq lists its product as uncharacterized. NCBI's taxonomy places the organism in Eukaryota, Metazoa, Arthropoda, Insecta, Hymenoptera, Encyrtidae. The record is from RefSeq and is a predicted model, not a curated record.
AUGCUUCAGCACCAUAGCCAGUACCUGGGACUGUACGCCCAUCCUCAGCUGCAGCAGCACCAACCUGGUCACGCGUACGCAUCUUCUUACGCUCAAGAGACACCGAAUUUAUGGAGCCCCACAACGUUGGACAUUAUCCUGAGUCAGCAGCAACACGGCAACGCAGCGGUUACCGAUCAGUUGUACCCUCGCCCGGAGUACAGGCCGCAACAGCAGCCGGCUGCCUUACUUGACUAUCUCAAUGCCCAACGGUUUCAGUACGAAAAGGCGACAGCGAGUGCCGAACAGCCGACGUCCACGCUGUUCAAGACUCAAGCGGAGAGUGACUUCGGAACCGGUGCGGGACACCUGCCGGCUAGAUGGUCGUCCUCGGUGUCGUCGACGACGUCCUCAGUAACGUCGACGGACUCGCUUCAACAGGCACGCACUGCUUACAACCAGCAAGUUCAGAACGCACACGGCCUAGGCUCGUACUACCCGCCGAUCUCUCCAGCCCCGGUCGCUCUCCCCUUCCACAAAUAUUCGACGUCGCAGAUACUGGGUUAUCCGGCUCAAGUUCCAUACUGCUAUCCUGUCAUGGCGAUGCACUAUCCGGCCGGCCGGCUGACCGCGGGUACCUUAGAAGCCGCAAGCGCGUCCCAGCGCAUGACCACGGCCGAACAGCUCGAGGCCCAGUGCAUGCAGCGCUACUACAGGUUGUCCGACGUGGCUGCCGGGGCCGCGGGCAGGCAGGUAGUACCGAUCGCCGAUUACCGAGGUAGUCAAGUCGGCCCGAUCGGCCUGCAGGAUUACGCGCAGCCCGACCAGCCGUACACGAGACUCCUCAGCCAGGUGGCUUCUGGUAAUUAUGGUGGCCUCGAUCGGACGUCGCAGCAGCAGCAACAGCCGGCAGCCGAGGAGACGACGCAGCAGCAGUCGCCUCCCGAAGUGGCUCGAGGGGGUGGCAGGUCCUACAAGAGCGGAGCCCCGCCACCUUACCAGCAGGUCGUCGGCACAGGUGAUAGCGAGUACAACGUACGUGCAACAUUUUGAUUCCCCCCCCCCCUCCCACCCCCAGUGUAUUUCUAGUGAAGGUGGCCGGGACGAGCGAGUUCGCUGAAAAUCUCUAUAUAUAGACUCUGUAGUAGACGCUUACGCGUGAACUUUGAAACCGAUGGGUCUUCACAGACUACGGCCUGCCGUAGAUGAGUACACGAUGAAUACGCAUCAGCGACAUUUUUUGACCACUCGACACGAACGUUUUGGGAGUGUUUUAUGAAGGGGAAAAUAAUAACCAAAACAUUCGUGCUUUACGUUAAAAAAAAACGCAUACAAUCGUCACUCCCAGAAUAUUUGCACCAAUAAAUGCCUCUACACCUCUAACUCAAUAAUUCACUGGAUAAGUAAUAAUUCACGUACACUCGUAUGCCCAUCUACCUGUUAUAGUUGUAGGGGAGGCUGGUUGGCGAGGUCCAUCGAUUUUUAAGUUGACGCUUUUUUUUUAUCUCUUUUGUACUGUAUGUUACGUGAGUUUUCGUUUUUUUUUUUUUUUUAUCUUAUAAUGUACCUAAUACAUUGUGAUAUUGUACUCAUUGUCGAUUAACAAACCUUUUCUUUUUUUUUAUGUAUUAUUAAUAACCAUUGCGUAUGUAUGUAUGAUUCUUAA